AUGACCCCAGAUGAUAAUUGCAUCUGCCUGUUAAUCGGCCUCGUUGAUGUUGUCGUUGUUGUAAGGCAAGAAUUUGACACCGCGAUGAGUCAACAGCACUCCCGUGAAGAAGGAGUGGCUCGACUGGGUGGCUUUUUGCUAAUAGAUAAUAAGUUUCUCAGUCGGCGGCGAUAUGCGCUACUGAAACGAGGUGUUUCCACCGCCUAA
Molecule: messenger RNA, 207 nt
Organism: Echinococcus granulosus
Lineage: Eukaryota; Metazoa; Platyhelminthes; Cestoda; Cyclophyllidea; Taeniidae
Exons: 2
Coding region: 1-207 (68 amino acids)
Source: RefSeq, a predicted model, not a curated record